Molecule: messenger RNA, 3465 nt
Organism: Juglans regia (Persian walnut)
Lineage: Eukaryota; Viridiplantae; Streptophyta; Magnoliopsida; Fagales; Juglandaceae
Product: interaptin-like
Exons: 7
Coding region: 266-3196 (976 amino acids)
Source: RefSeq, a predicted model, not a curated record
ACCACUUCAUUUUCCAGACCAUCUUCAACUUCUCACCUUCAGACAUUCUGACUGAAUCUUUUACUGUUUUGGGCUGCAAAUAGGCUUUAACAGGACCACCGCCUUUUGUUUGCUUUCAUGAUAUUCUUGUAUUGCGCGGGAGGAGAAAACCAGACAUUCUUUGGUUAUAACCUUAGCAAAGCAUAUUUCCCUAAAUCCCAGAGAAGUGAGGGAGAUUUGCGGUAAAUAUUUUCUGAGAUCUGAGUGUACUUAAAUAACCAAAAACAUGUUCAAGUCAUGGAGCAAGAAGAAGAAGGUCAAAGCAGUGUUCAAAUUGGAGUUUCAGGCAACUCAGGUGCCAAAGUUGAAAAAAUCUACAUUGAUGAUAUCUUUGGUGCCAGAGGAUGUUGGAAAGCCGACGCUGAGACUAGAGAAAACUGCAGUUCUGGAUGGAACGUGUUCAUGGGAGAAUCCUAUCUACGAGAAAGUGAAGCUCAUCAGGGAUACCAAAACAGGAAAACUCCACGAGAAGAUUUACCAUUUCAUUGUUUCAACUGGAUCAUCGAAAUCUGGUUAUCUCGGAGAAAGCUCCAUUGAUUUCUCAGAUUUUGCUGCAGAGUCCACACCAUCGACUGUUUCUCUGCCCCUUAAGUUCGCGAACUCUGGCGCUGUUCUCCAUGUGACAAUUCAGAAGAUGGAGGAACCUACUGAUCAAAAAGAUGGUGAUGAGUAUGGAGCUGCAUCGCUUUCCCACGAUGAAAACUUGAAGAACCAACCGGACGAUGGCAGUGCAGACGAAAACAAUUACAAUUUUGCUGAGCAUAAGCAUCUGAAUGAAACCACAUCUCAGAUUGCUGAACAAAAUGGCAUUUUCAGAGCAUCUACUGGCUCUAGUGCUACAUUAGCAUCAUGCUGGGAUAUCAGCCCUAUACAAAGUACACAACAAGAUCUUGGAUUCAGAAGUAAUCGCGUCCAUAAUGAACCUGCCUCAGAUUUCAGACAAAAUUCGAUGCAUCAGAAGGGAAUUGUUGAUUCGAUCACCACAAUAGACCGUGCACAUCGAAGAUGGAACACGGAUUGUUCAGUGGAUUCAGCUUCAGAUGGAAGUUUAGUCGACUCAAUAAACAGCCUUGAGGACAACCUUCCAAGAGAAAAGUUGCAGGAGGCUUCAGAUCAUGAUUCCAUAAAAAAACUCGAAAAUGAAAUUGCAACUCUGAUGAGGCAAGCAGAAUUAUCUGAAAUUGAAGUGCAAUCGCUUCGGAGACAAGUUGUGAAAGAGAGGAAGCAAGGAGAGAAUCUAUCAAGAAACAUGAUUAGUCUUAAAGAGGAGAAAGAUGCUCUCAAAAUAGAAUGUGAACAACUCAAGUCAGUGCAGAAACGUAGUAACGAGGCAGAAGCUCCAAAAACAUCACAGUCGAUCAUAAAUGCAAGAGCUCGAUUAGAAGCAAUGAGACAAGAGCUUAAUCAUGAAAAGAACAUAAGCAAGGAUCUUAAGUUACAGCUGCAGAAGACACAAGACUCGAACUCUGAGUUAAUUCAAGCAGUGAGAGAUCUCGAAGAAAUGCUGGAGAGAAAAAAUAGGGAAAUUACUGAUAUUUCCACUACCAAUUUGAAUGGGGAUAAAAAUCCUACACUGGAAGAAGUGGCCAAAGAGUACAAUUACUCGGAGGAAGUAGACCUGUUGAAGCAGAAUAUCACAGACCUGAAUGGUGAAAUAGACUUCUACAAGAAACACAAGGAAGAGCUAGACAUGCACAUGAAACAGCUCAUCUGGGACUAUGAGCUUUUGGAGCAGCAAAACCAUGAUAUCUCAUUGAAUUUAGAGCAAACCCAAAUAAAACAACAGAUGACACAGAGUGAAUGUGCGGUGUCUUUGGCUACAAUAAAAGAACUUGAAUCCAAGAUAGGGAGAUUAGAAGGAAAAAUCAAGCAGCAGGAAGAGGAAUUCUCAGAAUCUUUGAUCUCCAUAAAUGAACUCGAAGGUCAGGUUGAGAGUUUAGAGAAAGAACUGGAGAAGCAGGCUCAGAGAUUUGAAGAAGAUCUAAAUGCCAUGACAUGUGCCAAAACUGAGCUGGAGCAGAUAGCCAUCCGAGCAGAGGAGGCCUCGAGGAAGACAAGGUGGAACAAUGCUGUUGUGGUUGAGCGUCUCCAGGAGGAGUUGAGAAGUAUUUCUGUGGAAAUGGCAUCUAAGCUUGAUGAGCAAGAGAAGCAGGCCAUGAAAGCAUUGAAAGAAGCCAAUGAGUUGCGUCUGCAGAAACGAACUCUGGAAGAAAUGCUCCAGAAAGCUAAUGAAGAGCUUGAAGUAAUCAAAGAUCAGAAUGAAGCAAAACAGCAAAAGUUUCUGAACCAAAUACAUCUAAAUGAAAAGGAAAUAGAGAAGAUAUCAUUGGAACUAGACCAAAAGUGCAUGCAACUUGAAUUUGCACAAAAUCAUGAGAGAGAAAACCAUGAGGCUAUCUCGAUGGAGAUCCAAAUGCUUAGAGCAGAAGUAGAAAGGCUCACCAAAGAAAAGUAUAACUUCUUUGAUCAGCCAAUUGAUGACAAAGAGAUGCACAUGCAAAUUUGGAACAAAGAAAAGGAUGAUUUGGAGAAAAAAAUAGCUUUAGCAAAGAAGGAAGCAGAAAAAAUGCAUGAAGAAUUAAUUACCAUGAGGUCCUCAAAAGAUGAGAAGGAAGCGAUGAAUAAUAAUUUGCUGUCAGAAGUGGAAAAGCUGAAAGCCCGACAUGAUGAGUUAAAACAUGGCCUGGAAAGAGAAGAAUUGGAGAAAGAAAACUUAAGGAAACAGAUAUUUCAACUGAAGUAUCAGCUACAGAAGAAGGAAGAAGAAAUCGCCAGUAUCGAGAAGAAGCUCAUGAAUUGCAAUGGACAGUCUGAAAAAAAGGAAAAUGUCAAAGAAAAGUUACUGCUUUCUAAAAUGAGCACUACAGAAGGCAUGUCAUUGCAGAAAGGAAUAAAUGUAGCAUCACAUGAAAGGAUUAUAGAAAUUCACCCUGAGAAAGAGCUGAAAGUCUGCACCUAUACCAAGGAUGACUGUAACGCUGCCACCAUGUUCUCUGAAGUGGCAUUACUGAAGGAAAGGAACAAAUAUAUGGAAAAAGAGCUGAAAGAAAUGGAAGAUAGAUAUUCAGAAAUAAGUCUUAGAUUUGCAGAGGUAGAGGGUGAAAGGCAACAACUAGUGAUGACUGUACGCAACCUCAAGAAUGGUAAGAAGAAUUAGCAUUCUAUAAUGGAAUAUCAGGGCCAUGCACGGAGCUACUCAUUGGUGAAGCAGCAGGACAUGGUCAAGAAAGCAAUAUCAAGUACAUAAAAAGUAACAUUUCCUCGUGCAUCUAUUGCUCAUCCCACCGUUCAGGGACAGGACAAGAUUACCCAGGAAAUCAAUGAAUUGUCCUGAUAUGCUCAGCAGAGGAUCAAGGAUCCGUAAUCCAGUAGAUGUGAUCAAGAGAAAUAUAUUUAGUCUAUAUUAUUAUCAACACAUUGCUUGCA